This is a messenger RNA of Vigna umbellata (rice bean), 2022 nucleotides long. Its product is annotated as putative sulfate transporter 3.4. Lineage: Eukaryota; Viridiplantae; Streptophyta; Magnoliopsida; Fabales; Fabaceae. Gene Ontology annotation, cellular component: membrane. The record is from RefSeq and is a predicted model, not a curated record. Gene Ontology annotation, molecular function: secondary active sulfate transmembrane transporter activity. Gene Ontology annotation, biological process: sulfate transmembrane transport.
CAAUAAUGGGUGUAAACUUUAACAGAGUAGAGGACAUAGCAUGCAACAAUGGCUGCAGCAUGAAGAUCCAAAGUGAUACAGAAAUGGCAAUGCCAGUGCCAGCCAUGGAAAUCCACAAGGUUCAGCUGCCACCAGAACGAACCACCUUGCAGAAACUGAGACACAGACUCUCUGAGAUCUUCUUCCCAGAUGACCCUCUUCACAGGUUCAAGAACCAAACUUGCUUCAUGAAACUUCUCCUUGCUCUCCAAUACCUCUUCCCCAUUUUCCAAUGGGCCCCUCUCUACAACCUUUCUCUUCUCCGCUCUGACAUGAUCUCAGGUCUCACCAUUGCAAGCCUCGCCAUUCCUCAGGGUAUCAGCUAUGCUAAGCUAGCAAACUUGCCACCCAUUCUUGGAUUAUAUUCUAGUUUUGUGCCUCCGUUGAUAUAUUCCUUGCUUGGGAGUUCUAGACAUCUGGGUGUUGGUCCAGUUUCAAUUGCAUCUUUAGUCAUGGGAUCAAUGUUAACAGAGACAAUAUCUUAUACUCAAGAUCCUAUUCUCUAUCUCAAAAUGGCUUUCACUGCCACUUUUUUUGCUGGUUUGUUCCAAUCUUCUCUGGGUAUAUUAAGGUUAGGCUUUGUGAUUGAUUUUCUCUCAAAGGCAACUCUGGUAGGUUUCAUGGCUGGUGCAGCGAUUAUUGUGUCACUGCAGCAGCUGAAAGGGUUGCUUGGAAUAGUUCAUUUCACCAACAAGAUGCAAAUAACGCCUGUGCUUAUCUCUGUUUUCAAGCAAAGAGAAGAGUGGUCAUGGCAAAACCUUCUGCUGGGAUUCAGUUUCCUGCUAUUCCUGUUGACAACAAGGCACAUUAGCUUGAGGAAGCCAAAAUUAUUCUGGGUUUCAGCAGCUGCCCCGUUGAUAUCAGUCAUUCUGUCAACCAUUUUAGUAUUUCUUCUGAGAAAUAAGGCCCAUAAAAUUGCCAUUAUCGGUGAAUUGCCAAAAGGACUGAAUCCACCAUCAUCAAACAUGUUAUACUUCAAUGGUCCUUAUUUGGCUCUUGCUCUCAAAACAGGACUUGUCACUGGGAUUUUGUCUCUCACUGAAGGAAUUGCAGUGGGAAGAACAUUUGCUGCACUGAAGAACUACCAGGUGGAUGGAAACAAAGAAAUGAUGGCCAUUGGUCUUAUGAACAUAGCUGGUUCUUGUUCUUCAUGCUAUGUCACAACAGGGUCAUUUUCUCGAUCAGCUGUUAACUUCAAUGCUGGGGCAGAGACAGCAGUAUCAAAUAUAAUCAUGGCAUCGGCUGUUCUUGUGACCCUUUUGUUUCUGAUGCCGCUGUUCUAUUACACACCGAAUGUAGUCUUAGGAGCCAUUAUAAUCACUGCUGUUGUAGGGCUAAUAGAUUAUCAAGCUGCAUAUAAAUUGUGGAAGGUUGACAAGCUUGACUUCUUGGCCUGCUUGUGCUCCUUUUUCGGUGUUCUGUUCAUUUCAGUGCCUCUUGGCCUUGGAAUAGCGGUGGGAAUAUCAGUCUUCAAGAUCUUGCUUCAUGUCUCUAGGCCAAACACACUGGUUUUGGGGAAUAUACCGGGGACGCCAAUAUUCCACAACCUAAACCAAUAUAGAGAAGCUUUGAGGAUUCCUUCGUUUAUCAUUUUGGCUGUUGAGUCUCCCAUCUACUUUGCUAAUUCAACGUACCUGCAAGAAAGGAUACUGAGAUGGGUUCGAGAAGAGGAAGAACGAGUAAAAGCAAACAAUGAAAGUACAUUGAAGUGUAUAAUUUUGGACAUGACGGCUGUUACAGCCAUAGACACAAGUGGAAUCGAUACUCUAUGUGAACUUAGGAAGGUGCUGGACAAAAGAUCACUUCAGCUUGUGUUGGCAAAUCCUGUUGGGAAUGUGAUGGAAAAGUUGCAUCAGUCAAAUAUUUUGGAUUCCUUUGGGUUGAAAGGUGUCUAUCUCACUGUUGGAGAAGCUGUGGCUGACAUUUCAUCUUCAUGGAAAGCUCAGCCUUGAAUUCCAUAGAUGAAUUUCAGUCACAAAAGGA